Messenger RNA from Monascus purpureus, 521 nucleotides. NCBI's taxonomy places the organism in Eukaryota, Fungi, Ascomycota, Eurotiomycetes, Eurotiales, Aspergillaceae. The record is from the annotation of a GenBank genome assembly.
GCUCAAUGCAUUUCUACCAAGAAGUACCCCGACGGCAUGUUCAAUAAAGCAUUCCUCAUGACUAUGGAAGAUGGACGAGAAGUCGUAGCUAAGGUGCCUAACCCAGAUGCUGGCAUUCCACACUUUACUGCGGCCAGUGAAGCAGUGAAGUCACCACGACGGAUUUUGUACGUUCAUUCUGAGGGUGUUCCACUGUCUCAAGUCUGGGGCAUGAUGAGACUACCCAGUAGCUCCAAGUGCUUCUUGCCAUGACACGUCUGCAGAAGCACUGGCUAAGUGUUUCACUCUCUCAUUAUGGCAACUCGUACUACGCGGGAGACGUGCAGUUACCAGCAGGCAACCACUACGUUAAGGACGGCAAGGCCGUUAAAGAUUCAGAGUUUGUUAUUGGCCCAGCUACGGGCCGGAAUUGGUUUGAUGGGAGCCGAUCAAUUUUGGACACCGACAGAGGGCCAUGGGUUUCCCUGGCGCAGUAUCUGCAAGCAGUUGGGACGUGAGAGAUGAAGGCAAUCCAGUCUUUG